Messenger RNA from Mytilus trossulus (common blue mussel), 3224 nucleotides. RefSeq lists its product as uncharacterized. The record is from RefSeq and is a predicted model, not a curated record. The transcript has 6 exons. NCBI's taxonomy places the organism in Eukaryota, Metazoa, Mollusca, Bivalvia, Mytilida, Mytilidae. The coding region runs from base 144 to 1190 and encodes 348 amino acids.
UUAACUUAUUAUCCAUAACUUACUUCCUGUUUUAAAAAAAUAUCCUCGCUGAAAAGAAAAUACAUAAAAAUAGUUUCAAAUGAUCAGAAAUGGACCUUAAUGACUGGUCUUGGCCAUGAGAACAGCCUACAGUAAAUGUUGAAAUGCCAUCAAAUGCAGACUUCCGUUUAAGUAUACUUGUUGGUGACACGCUAUUACCUGAAUAUGAAAAGGAUGGCAUUGUAUUUGUAGAAAGUAGCUUUUUUACACCUCACAGUUACAAGCAACAAGCUAAGGAAACUGUAAAUGGCGAGACAGAAGUCCAGAGUUGGCCAGUUACACCAUUUUCCGUAUGUAUAGAAACAGAACCAAGUAGUCAGGCCUGUUACUAUAGAGUAUAUGUUGAUGGUCAAAAGGUCACAAGUAAAAGUGUCACUCCUGGAACAAAAAGGGUAAUUAAAGGUUUUAGAGACGGUACCCUUGUUAGAGAAUUUUUGUUUUCUUUACCAAGAUUUGCCAAAAAUGAGUUUGACAGAAUAGAUGGGAAUAUAUCUUCCAAAGUUGGAAUCAUUGAGGUACAGAGUUGCUAUGCAACCUUAAAAACAACACAGAAAAGGAUACGUAACAAGAAACUUGAAUAUGACCAGGCUAAUAAAAAGGACUGUGGCAGAGUUACUGGUGGUAGUUACCUCAUGUCAACAACUAAAGCUGGAAGGGUUGUUGGGAUGAAAAACAGCUUCAGAAAUGUGGAUUUUUGGAAUGUACAUUCUGUAACCAGUAGACUAUCAGUAAAAUAUGUAACAGCACAAACUCUUCAAGAUAUAAAUGUUAGUAUAGUGCCUAUACCAUUCCCACAGGGACUUCUUGAUAAUAGAUCUAGAGCUUUACAUUCAAGACCAAACAUUUUAAGAAAAAGAUCUGGUAAUAACACAAAUUCUUAUGUUUCUACAGAAAUUAAAACAGAGAACGUUGAAAAUGUGAUUGGAAGCGCUGAUCACAUGGUGGGAAGUUCAGAGCAUGUUGAACAUGUGGUAGACAGUGUCAAUCAUGUGACAGGAAGUUCUGAUCACAUGGUUGGAAGUUCAGACCACCAGUACACUGGAGGACCAAACUUCAUUAAACAAGAAGUGUUUUGCCCAAUCUUAAUAAAUGGGGAAACUAUUGAUUUAACUUUUGAUGAUGAUGAGGCUGCAAUUGAAAUAAUAGACUGAAAUCCUUGAUUUACUGGAUUGUUUUCUAAAAAAAAUUGAGGUCACAGCAGAUUACAUUUCUUACUUUUACAAGAAAAAUAAUGUUUAUAUAUGGAAACAUUUUUUCAUACAAUUAUUUCAUAUUAAAAUUAUAGCUUUUGUCAAACAAUAGGAAAUGAUAUGACAAAUUUAUAAAAACAAAAAACAAAAUUCCCACAUUUAUAGUAAAAAAGAAUAACUUAACUAAGUUUUAUGGAAAGCAUAUUGCAUAUAGCUUAAAACUUAUCAAUUUGAAGAAUACUCCAUUCAGGACUAGUCAAAGAUUAGUGUUUUUUCAUCCCUAUUAUAUAGGUAGAUGUCUUGUAUUUCUAAGUAACACAUAGUUUCCUAAUUACAUGAACAAAAUUAAGAAAAAAAUAGUUUCCAAUUAGUUCAUUUUAGUUAUUUAAAGUUUUUAAUAGUUUUAUUACUAAAGCAUUCAAAUAAUUUUGUGGAAAAGAAUAAAAACAGCCAUUGACUUCAACACCCUCAUUCUCUAUAAAAAAUGAAUAUUGAAAAUUGAAGAAUCAGUAAAUACUUUUCCAUUAGAGCUACAUUUUGUAACUUAUUCUAGCUGUGAGUAUGGACAAGGCUGACAGCAAACAUGAUAUUUAUUUGCUUGUAGAAAAUGGUUACAUGACCAUAUCAAAGAAAAUUGUAUAUACAAGAUUCUAAAGCAUUCCUGUUUCACAUAUUUGACUGUAAAUAUUUUUACUUCAUAAAUUAUUAAGGAAAAUUUAUAUUUUUAAUUUAUUUAAUUAUUUAUACUCUAAAAGACUGCAACUCACUAAAUGCAGUUUUGAAGUUCCAUAUAUAGUACAACCUGACAAAAAAAAUCAAAUCUAUUAUAUGAAGAAGUAGCUUUGAUUAUCCUUUGAAUUUUUCAAAUCUAUCACUAGAAUCAUAUUCAAAACAGUGUGGCUGUGGCCAUUGAUUGACGUCCUUAAUUCAUUCAAUGACUGGGACAGAUUAUGUGAACUUUUGUCUGUAACGACACUGCUCACUACUUACUUAUUAUAGAAUUUAAACUGUAGGGUCACCAAAGGUUCUUAAACGCCUUUAAUAAUGAAAUAAUCCGAAAAAUUAAUCAGGAAUAACCUUUAUGUUUUGAUUUAUAUUAUUGAUAUAAAUCAUAACAUCGUGUUAAUUUAUUCAUGAUUAAUUUUUCGAAUUACUUUAUUUAGGUAUUGAGAACCUUUGGUAACCCCACAGUUUAAGUGUCUUUAACAAGUACAUAGUGAGCAGUGGUCGUUACAGACAAACGUUCACACAAUCUGUCUUAGUCAAUGGGAUAAUUUAGGACGUCAAUCAAUGGCCACAGCCACACUGUUUUGCAUAUGAUUCUAAUAAGUCUCAAGUCUGCUUCACAAGACAUAUCAAUAUAUAUUUGAAUACUGCAUUCAGAUUCCAUCCAAUUUCUUAACAGUUAGAUUAAAGCCCUCCAACAUUGCAUUUAUAAAACCAUGAUUUACCUUUUUGUAAUAUAAAUGAAGUGACAUAAUUAUUUUUUUAUUUGAACUUAAAAGUUGCAAUUUCUUUUAAUUUGAGAACCUCAUGUAAAUGACAUAAACCAUCUUGUCACAUCAUACAUGUAUUUCUAUUUGUUAUCAUGAUAAAAGUAAAGUGUUCAAGAGACAAACAUAGACUAUAUGUAUAAUGUCUUAGAAUUUUUUAAUUUGAGAAGAAAAUUAUCACUUGUUCACUAACUUUUGUAGCACUAGAUGUACCUUUCAAAUAUAGAAUCAUAUUCAAAACAGUGUGGUCCUGGCCAUUGAUUGACGACCUAAAUUAUCCCAUUGACUGGGACAGAUUAGGUGAACGUUUGUCGGUAACAAUCACUGCUCACUAUGUACUUGUUAAAGACACUGAAUCUGUGUGGUCACCAAAGGUUCUCAACACCUAAAUAAAGCAAUUCGAAAAACGAAUCCAGAAUAAUAUGAUGUGUUGAUUUAUAUCAAUAAUAUAAAUCAAAACAUAAUGGUUAUUCCUGAAUAAUUUUUGAAUUAUUUUAUAAUU